Molecule: messenger RNA, 1134 nt
Organism: Prunus armeniaca (apricot)
Lineage: Eukaryota; Viridiplantae; Streptophyta; Magnoliopsida; Rosales; Rosaceae
Source: the annotation of a GenBank genome assembly
AUGGCAACGACGUCGUCUCAUCCGAAGGAGGAAGUGAAGAAGAAGAAGAAGAAGGAGGGAUUGGGAUGGAUAGAGUGGGCAAGGGGUUGGCUGUAUCUGGUGUACGAGAUGCUGUUCCAGAGAAUCACGGCCAGCCACUUGCAAAACCCCAUGCCUUUGCCUCCUGUCAACGAUCUCACUUGCAUUGUCACUGGAUCCACCAGCGGUAUCGGCCGCGAAAUUGCCAGGCAGUUGGCGGAAGCUGGGGCGCAUGUUGUGAUGGCGGUGAGGAACACGAAAGCAGCUAAUGAGUUGAUCCAGAAGUGGCAGAAUGAAUGGACUGGAAUGGGCCUUCCUCUCAAUAUUGAGGUAAUGGAACUUGAUUUGCUCUCCUUGGAUUCUGUUGUGAGAUUUGCUGAAGCGUGGAAUGCACGCUUAGGACCUCUCCAUGUUCUUAUCAACAAUGCUGGGAUAUUUUCAAUUGGAGAGCCACAAAAACUUUCAAAAGAUGGGUACGAAGAACACUUGCAAGUCAAUCAUCUUGCUCCAGCACUGCUCUCAGUUUUGCUAUUGCCAUCCCUUAUCAGAGGCUCUCCAAGUCGAAUUAUUAAUUUGAAUUCCGUUAUGCAUUAUGUUGGCUUUGUUGACACAGAAGACAUGAAUGUCGUUUCUGGGAAAAGAAAAUAUACAAGCUUAGUGGGUUACUCAAGCAGCAAGCUGGCACAGAUUAUGUUUAGUAGUGUUCUACAUAAGCGGCUCCCUGCCGAAUCUGGCAUUACUGUAGCAUGUGUUUCACCUGGAAUUGUGCAGACUAAUGUUGCAAGGGAUCUUCCCAAAAUUGUUCAAGCUGCUUAUCAUCUAAUACCCUAUUUUAUCUUUAGUGCUCAAGAAGGUUCCAGGAGUGCUCUCUUUGCAGCCACUGAUCCCCAGGUUCCUGAGUACUGUGAAUUGUUGAAAGCGGAUGACUGGCCGGUUUGUGCGUUCAUUUCUCAAGAUUGCCGUCCAACGAAUCCUUCUGAAGAAGCUCAUAAUGUUGAAACUUCUCACGAAGUGUGGGAGAAGACAUUUGAGAUGAUUGGCCUUCCUUCUGAUGCAGUGGAGAGGCUUAUAGAAGGGGAAGAAGUUGCGUGCAGAUAUGGUGGUCAUAAGGGGUAG